AUGAUGAUCUUGUGGGAAUUAACGGUUCUUACCAGGAACGAGAAAAUUUCCUCCCAUAUUCUGUGGAAGUUGAAGAGUACUGUGGGCUUGGGAAAGAUCAUGGAUUUCACUCUGAUGUUCAUUGUUACCAUCACAUUAGUCCUCAAUUUUUCCCCAUAUUCCCAAAGUUUCGUUAACCUAACCGACAUACUCUCCUCUCCCAACGUCCACCUCCUCACCUUCCUCAGCCUCCUCCAGACGGAGAAUGUCAUCGAAACCUUGCAAACGCAAGCCAACUCUCAGACCGGACUAACCCUCUUUGCCCCAAACGACGGCGCCAUUGCCAUCGACAACGUCCCUUGGGGAAACCUCUCUUUAGCCCAGCUCCAGUCACUUCUUCUCUCCCAUGCCCUCCCAGAGUAUUUCGGGGAUACGUCAUCAGGCAUAAGUACCCUACGCCAACUUAGCCCUGUCACCACAAUGGCCGGAGGCCAGUACACUAUGAGCAUCACAUAUGUGUCGGGUACCUUUUACGUGAACGUCUCCAGUUCGAGCAGCGCCCAAGUGCUCACUGUACUGACCCCAACUACUUAUCCUACCCAGGUUUACGAGAUUGAUAAGGUGCUUAUGCCUGAGGCGAUUUUUGGUACUAAUAGUCUUCCUCCUCCUCCUCCUCCUACACCUGCGACUGCGACUGCGACGUCAGUUUGGACAAAUUCCACACCACCUUACACGCCACAUCGAAGUACGUUCGCUUUGCUUUUGUAA
Messenger RNA from Rhododendron vialii, 747 nucleotides. RefSeq names its product fasciclin-like arabinogalactan protein 7. The transcript is spliced from 2 exons. Lineage: Eukaryota; Viridiplantae; Streptophyta; Magnoliopsida; Ericales; Ericaceae. The coding region runs from base 1 to 747 and encodes 248 amino acids. The record is from RefSeq and is a predicted model, not a curated record.